Messenger RNA from Frieseomelitta varia, 8894 nucleotides. RefSeq lists its product as uncharacterized. Gene Ontology annotation, biological process: regulation of calcium ion-dependent exocytosis; regulation of dopamine secretion; calcium-ion regulated exocytosis. Lineage: Eukaryota; Metazoa; Arthropoda; Insecta; Hymenoptera; Apidae. Gene Ontology annotation, molecular function: calcium-dependent phospholipid binding; calcium ion binding; phosphatidylserine binding. The transcript is spliced from 15 exons. The record is from RefSeq and is a predicted model, not a curated record. The coding region runs from base 419 to 3421 and encodes 1000 amino acids.
GGAGCGAGACUCGCUAGGGUCGAAGGCUCGUUGCGACCACGCUGGUCACAACAUCCCGGCAGACUGUUCCCUCGGGACAGGCUCCACCUGUUUAUCAUUCGGUCGCGUAAACCACCAAGAACAGCACACCGUGUGAAACGAAAACGUGGUGAGAAAUGUUGCCAACGUUGUUCAGGAGAGAGAACCGUGGCCCGAUCGAACGAUACACGAGAUAAUCGUCGUUGAAAAGGGGUGGUUGAGUGCCGGCAGCCUAACCAGUGAUUUCGGCGUGAUUAGCAGCUUAAUUGAUCAGAGUUGCCAUACAGUCUUGUACGUUCGGCCUGUAGACGAAGGAAAAAGGAUGGAGGAAGGAAGCACGAAGGAGGGUUCGGCGGUCUGAUUGGAUUUGUGGUCGGGCCUGGAUUUAGUAUUAAGAAGGAUGGGUUGGACACUCACCGUUCUUGGGGUGGCUUUAGCCAUUGCCGUCGUGGCUAGCGCCGCCCUAACAUUCUCUAGAAGAAGAUAUGUCUUGCAAUGUAGAUAUUGUAUCAGCUGGCAAUGGGACACUAGAAAUAUCUGGAACGUCUGCGAGGAAUGGCGACAGAAACUUUCUUGGUUGUGGGCGCCGCGGGAAGAGAAGGUCGGUUUAGUGAAAGCACAACAUCCAACGGCCCAGACAAUCCCCGGUUUAUAUCGGCAACCUGGGAACACGUCUCAACAUCUGCUUCACAGCGACAGCGACCUGAGACUCGAUGCACAGGGAGCUUUCACCAGGUUCGAACCGGUGGACAGAGAUCUCCAUCCGCCUCUGGGCACCACCACCGGUAGUACGAUACCACCGCAACCUUUGAGACCAGCACCUCAACCAAGGCCAACUGCUCGUCCAAGACCGUCUCCACUUCAAACGUCGAGCACUGUAGACUACCUGAGAAUGCAAGAGGCUGGCCCAGUACCUUUGACACCGCCGCCAUCGUUGCAGAGACCGUCGGUACCGUCGAGAUCCACCGGCCCGUCGGUCUUCCUUUUCCAGAGCGAACCGAUGAAGAAUUACGGUCUGCACAAGCCAUCAACCGACCACGGUUCGUUCAGAUUCGACGGCGAGGCAACGAAGACCAUGACGGAGAGUAUCCAAAUGACACCGUACGGCUCGCAAAAUCAUAUCGACGCGGCGAGGCUGAGAUACGAGUUCGAGGAAGAACUGAGGAAAGAGCAGAACAGGCACAAUCCUUACAGACAGUUCGAUACCGGCAUCGAGUCGACCAGGAUCAGAUACGGUGUACACGGUGUGCCUAUAGCUACCCUGGAUGGUAAGGGAGACGAGGAUGGUAACACGAGCUACGGUAGCUACGACAUCGUCCAAAGGAAUCGCAUAAUACGGCAACAUGUCCGGAAUGAUUCGAGAGGCUCGCCAAGCAGUUUCGGUAUGACGAAUUCUUCGAAUGCCGCCAGCCAGACUACCAUGGAAUCGAUAUACGGAUCCGAGGAGCUGUCUAAGAUGCUUCAGAGCACUCAGAGCCUCGGCAACGACCUCGAUCGCAAGAGCAACGAGAUGCAAAGCAUCGAGAUGACGCCCUUUAGAAGCUCCAGCCUUCAGGAGAACAUCGGCCCGUCCUACUUGUUCCGCGAGUCUCAAGGGUUGCAGAAGGUCUCGCAAUAUAUUCAGAGCCUGCCGGACCUUCCGAUAUACGACUCGAUCAACGAACUCGGACUCCAUCAAGAUCAGGAUCGCGUGCUCUACGACGACACGAUUCAGGAAUCGAUCAACGCGUUGAAGGUUAACAGCGAAACGGCCUCCAGCCCGAUACCGCCGCCACCCGCGCCGCCUGAUCCGCCGAAAGAUGUGCCAAAAAAGAACGGACAGACAACUGGCGAAAGAAUAUUCAAUGCUCUCAGAUUGGUCACGUCGCAGAGUUACAUCGACGCCUCAGAAUUUUAUAACUCAGUCGUAUCCUCGGCACAACAAGUUCAACGUUUCACAUUCUCAUCGAGAUCUCCGUCAUUGGUGGAGGAAAGCACUGGUAACCAGUUGCAGGAUGAAGUUCAGGACAUUUACGCGGAGAACGAUUCUGACGUGAUAGGUCCUGAUGGCUCCAGACGUAGCUCUGAUCUUUACAGCCCUGAACUCAAUUUAGAAGCACACAGAACUGCGCAAGAGGUAUACAAUAGUUUACAAGAUCCACCGUCGUCGCCGUUGUUAGUUAAAGAUCACAGUCAAGAGAUUUACACGUACAUGACUGAUCCUAGCUUCACAAGAACCUCGGAGGACAUUUUAAAUAGCAUCGAGCAAAGAAGAAAAAGUAUGGAAAGAUUGAACGGUAUCCAGGAAUUCAAUGAACUCGAUGAUGAUGAUUCAUUGAGGAAAAGAAAUAAUCACGAGUUUUAUGCUGCACUAGAAGAAGCUCAAUUGAAGAGAAAAUUCUCUCAGAGUUUCAUCACGAAUUACACCAUAAACGAUUACAAUGACAUCAAUCCUGGAAGUCGUCGUGGACCCCAGGGACCUGAUCCAGAACCACCGCCGGAUGAAUCGAAUUUGAAGCGGGCAAUAAGUUGCGAAAGCGUAUGCUCCGACACGAGUGUAGUGUUAAACGACCUCGAGGAAGCUCCCAUCGUCGGCCACGUGUGCGUCGGUGUUCAAUACGACAGAUGGGGUGGUCGGGGUGCUGAUAGCGAGGGUGAUCUCGCGGUCAGCGUUCUCGAAGCCAGAGAUCUCAUCACACCGGAUGAACAACCUGCUCAAGAUACUUUUGCUAGAGUUUGUCUGUUGCCAAACAGAGAAUUACACGUGAAAACGAGACUGUACAGAGGAAGUCCAUCGCCUAGUUAUCAAGAAAAUUUUCUGUUCCCUCUGGACGAUGGCCCUAGUGGAAGAACUCUUCUCGUCGAAAUAUUUUCCGAUGAGACCAGUAUCGGUGAUGGGACGACUCUCAUCGGAGAAGCUAGGUUACGUUUAGGACCCGCCUCAAGAGCACCUGCGACUACGUGGUUACCACUUUUGGGAUCAGCUUUGCCCACGCCAAAACUCGGAGAGUUAAUGUUCUCUCUGAGUUACUUACAAACGGCUGAAAGGCUCACCCUGGUGGUUGUGAAGGCCAGGAAUUUACGUGGCGCCAAUGCAGUAGCCGGUGAUUUCUUCGUUAAGGUGUACUUGUUACAACAAGGAAAGAAGAUCCACAAGAAGAAAACAUCUGUGAAAAAGGGAGAAGAAAGUCCAAUAUUCAACGAGGCAAUUAUUUUUAACGUGCCCACUCAUACUUUGCAGAACAUACAGAUAAGACUAACUGUAGCGGAAGUAAACAAUGAUCAGGGCGUAAAUUCGAAACCAUACUCCGUUGGACAUGUCAUCGUCGGUCCCACGUCGGCAGGAAGAGCGUUCGUCCAUUGGAGACAAAUGUUGGCUGCUCAAAGGCGCCCUGUUGCCAUGUGGCAUCCGCUGAGAAAAUGAAAGGAACAGGAACGAUGUUGGAACGAAAUGUAGGAACAAAAGUCUACAUGGAUUUAAAGUAUAUUUGGAGAACGGCGGCGUUACAUAGACAUAAUGUUAUAGCGAAUCAUCCUGAUACUCCUCCGGGUUUUGAACUGUUCACUUUUUUAAAAACAGUACUUCAUUUGAAAUCAACAAUAUGUAUUAGAGAUCACUUGAACUCGUACAAAAUCAUUCCCGAAAGGGUAUACUAAACGUGGUGCAAUUUAUCUUAAGAAAGAGAUGAGGUCACGUUUUUUUUUUGAAAGUAAACCGUUCAAAACUGCGUGAAUUUUUAGUAUAACCCGAUACACGAUCACUGUUAAUAGACAGUUUCCAUUGAAAAAGAAGGAAAGAUAUAGGAACUUAAAUGCUUUUGUUAUUAUAUCGAUUGAUAUUCUAGAUCGUGUACAAUUCAUUCAUACAGGGUGCUGACGUAUUUAAGGCCUCAACGUGAAAGACUUUUCUAUUCACGUUAUACGAUUACUUGUAAGUAUUGAAUGUCCAGCAUUCUCUCUUUAAUCGUUCUCCUUUAUACUAUAAACGAGCAAAUACACCCAUAAACGUGUGACAACACGUUGCAAGUAGAGAGAUGAUAAUUCAACAAAAUCUACGAUUCGUCGUUUUCGAUUUGAUGGUAUAAAAAUCUCAAUGUCAAAUUCGUAUCCUACUGUGCAUGUACCAAUUUGAUGUACAUGAUAUGUUGUUUCAUCUAAUGGUAAGAUUGAAAAUGACGGCUCCGUGAUUUAUCUCGACAUGAAUCGACAAGACACGAGGUUGCCGUUAAAAUGAAAGAUAGCGAAGAAAUUAUAUGAGACGAGGAAAUCGACCAGGAUAUUACGCGGAGCCUGGUAUCAAUCAUUUCAGACUGAUGUAUCGAUAUCAAAAAUCAUCGUCAGGCACAAAUCGCUGUAGGUUCUAAAUGGAUCCACAUCGUUGUUCAUACCGUGUCCCUCCACGAGGAAGGUUCGAAAGAUCAUUGUGACAAGAUCACAAGGUUCUCUGGAUACGAGGCUCAAACACAUAUUUGUAUCGAUAUUUUAUAUACGGCCUGCGAACGACAAAGCCAAGGAAUAUACAUCAUUUUAUUCGUUUCAUUCAUUAUUGGGACGAAUUAGAUGAAUUAUAUAUUUUAGAACGAAGUGAAAAAAAACAAGACUAAGUGCACGGAUUGAAUGAUAGCUUCAAAAAUGUGUUCUUUCCCUUUUGUUUCUCCGUUAAUAUUUCUUUGCAAAGAAAUAUACAUACAAGUAGAUGAAUUGUAGACGACAAGCUUAAUCGAACCUUCCUUACGUGUAUAGAGAAAAUGCCAUCAUGCCAUCUCUUCUGUGUGUAUCAUGUUGAUGUCAGUUAAAAAGCACUUUAAUUCUCUUUUUUCUUUCGAAAGAAAAGUUCCCCUUUUUCCACCUCGUACAAACAUUAUUUGCUUUAACGCAGAAUUAUCUAUCGGUUUGUACGAAUAUUUGUAAAAAAGAGAAAAAAUUGAUCAUUCUUGUUUCUCUUGUAAUUUUCAUUUCUUUUCUUUUUUUUGUUCUAUUCUAGCGUAUCGAUGUAAUUUUACUCGUUGUUCGUUCGAACAACCGGCUAUAUAAAUGCAGAAAAAUGAAAGAAACGAAAAAAGAACGACAAAGAAAAAAAAAGAAACGCUUCGCCGUGACUAAAAAAUUCAUUGCGAAAAAUUUAUGGACUCUAAUUCAGAGUUUCAUCAAGAUGUAAAUGUUGUUGUUCCCAAUGGACUGUUAAUGUUUGUACAGAGUUUAUUAACGACGUACUCAACGUGCAGAGCAUUCUCUUCGAAACGUGGACGAUUGAUCACGAUUUUUGAUUAUGUUCCUUUCUCUCCUAACGAUCGAUGCUCAUCAUAUUUCUUUUCCUUUUUCUUUUAUUUCUACUUCUUUUUCUCCUUCUCCUUCUUUCUCGUUACAUAAUCUGUUCAUUCCUUUUUGUCAUUUUAUUUCGACAAUGAAAUCAUUGGUCUCGAUUUCUUCUUUCUCUUUCUUUUUCUUUUUCGCCUUUGUGACAGUAGUUGGCACACGGGCGAAUUACACGAUUUUCAAGCAAUGCUGAGUCGAUGCAAAUCCGCUGCCGGUCGUUUGCACAUACACGGCACAGAUUAUGCGUCGACCUAACUUAAUUCUACAAAAUUUGCUCCAUUACGAUUCCAUUGGGCGUUCGAGGUUACAAUGAUACUCGAUUAUUCCUGAUGUAAUUAAAUGCGCGUCACCAUUUAUCGUCGGAACUAUUUGAGCAGAAUGUUAGUGAAAUUAGGAAAAGGUUGAGAAACAAUCAUUUUUGUGAUAAAACACGAGAAAAAUUUUGCUUUAGAAAAGAUUAUUUUCAUUAUUUUCAUUACCACGUAAAAAUGACGUAUGCUCUUUGAAAUAUGAAAAUCUAUAGAAAUCUUAAUUUAAUAUUAACAAUACGUUUUACAGUUCCGACAGAAAUGGAAAAACCUCGCGAUAUUUACGACUAACGGGAUCGUUAGCGCAAAUCGAACGAAUUAGAUAGCCUUUCGGACCUCAUAACCUAUUCUAUACCUAUAAAUUUUGUACCUCUUCGUACACGAUAAAACUUUAACAAAAACUAAUCCUUCGUAUACACGUAUACAUUACAUGCAUACGCCACGUGUAUAUAUACAUAUACAUCUAUAUAUAUAUAUAGUUACAUUACGAGAGAAUUUUACACUCUAUAUUAUACAUUUUUUGUCAUAAAUUGCCGACUAUUUGAAUCCAUACUUAUGAACUUAUUCAGGUCUUUUCUAUCGCCAACUUACUAUGGGACUAAUAUCGCUGAACUCUCAUUAACUCCAUAAAUAUAUUUGUAAAUUAUCCAUCGUGGACGAUAUGUAUCUCUGCAUUGUUUCGUACAAAGUGAUCAGCGAGAACGAUUGCAACUUACGACUUACGAUUAACAAUAAGUAAUUUUUUUACACGCGAAACGAAUAAUAACAUAAUUAACAAUUGAUCCAUGCAAUGGGUUGAAUGAUUUUUCUUUAUUUUUUAAAAUUUACGAAACCAAAGGAUUAAUUAUCAAUCGAUUAUCCUUUUCAUUCAGAUACAACUGUACAUCGUUCUUAACAUUAUUAAAUAUAACGAUUAGUAACAUUAUUGUAGCGUCAUAUAAUUUUCAGUAUUUAUAACCGAUGAGAUUAUACUCUGGCGUUAUGUAAUUUUCAGUAGUUAAUGAAAAAUGUGCUAUAACCAGUUCAAACGUGUGUAUUUGUUUAUAUUUAUUUAUUUUUAUUUCUUUAAAUAUGACAAAAAUCGGAUUUUGUAAGUUUGUAACAGAGCUUGGUGUCUUCUGGUAAAAAUUACUAAAUGUUAAUAAAAAAAACAAGAAGAAGAAGAAAAAGAAUGAUUUCUUCGUCGCGAUUAGUAAAAUCAAUCGAAUCGUCCCCGUGUUUCACUUUGUACUCACGGAACCGUACGUAGUACGUAUGUAUAAUCUGUAUACAUGUAAGUCGAAUUACCAUUCAAAACACUGUUGUAUAUCAGCACAAAACUAAUCUUUUAUUCUUAAUACCAACGUGGCGUACACGGGUACGCACACACACGUAUGUAGGUGGAGUUGUUCACGUACGUUUGUCUGCGCCCGUGCAUGCAUAUGUUACGGAUACAUAUUACUAAGUUUUAUUGUUAAACUGGAAUACAUUAAACGUAUGGCGUAGUACGAUGAGACAGGGAGAGAACAAUAUUGAAGGCGUUCAAUAGCUUGCUUCUCGUUUACCAAAAUUUAGUUUUGUCAGGGGCUAGCUAUAGACGAAAUUAAGAGAGAAAGAGAGUGAGAGAAAGUUAGAGAAAAGAGAGAGAGAGAGAGAGAGAGAGAGAGAGAGAGCGAACGAAAGAGGAACGUGAGUAAGAAAGGAGUACGUGAGAAACGAAAAAGAAUGAAAGUGAGAGGAUGCGAACAGAUGAAAAAACGCGUGGAAUGAAAGGACAGAAUGGAGUGAAAGAUGAAUAAGAACGAUUGACAAAAAGAUAGAGAAAAAAAGGAAAAAAGAGUGAUGAUGACAAUAAUAAUGCCAAUGCGAUUCGUACCUCAAACGAUACAAGACGACUACUUAAAUAAUAGAACGCACCGAUAUGCAUACGAAAUAUCUGAAAUAAGAUUUAGUUACCUAUUCAUAAUAUACUUCUCAUUGACAAACCUACAGCUCAGUCUUGUUUAAUUAUAGAUUUGUUGAUCCACCGUUGCAAUUCAAUAUUUUACUUCGUUUGUCACUUGUACACACAGAAUUUUCUAUAAUACUUUAUCACAAUAUAAUAAUUUCAUUUAUGUCUUAUAUUCUUCAAAAUGUGCUAGAUUGAUAUUAUAGAUUUUAGAUUAUAUAUCGGCAAUCACGCAUAAUACAUUGCGCAUAAAAUUUUCAUUAAUUAAAAAACCAGGACUCGUGAUGAAAAAUAAAAAGAAAAAUUAUGAUGCCUUAUAAUUUAUAAUCACGAUCAAGAUUGUGGGACGAAUCGCAACGCGUAGCCAUUGCAUGAGUGUAUGAUUCAUACAAAAAUACUAUAAAGUUUAAAUUGUUUUAUAUUUUUGUUACGCCUCUCUGUGAUAUAAUAAGGGCACAUUCACCUCACCCUGUAUAUGCAUUAAUCUUUAUAUCUUAUUGAUUAAGGUGAAACUUUUUGAAGAACAAUCCUUGCCAAGCCCUUCCUAAUUACAUUUCGGAUUAUGCUCGUGCGUACCGUCAGGUAAAAGAAUCAAAAACCAUGCAAGUUUAAAUAUUCAAGCAAGUUGCUGACAUUAUUUCAUUUAAAUGAACUUAAGGGAAUUGUUAAAGCGUUUAUGUACUUCGAUAGAAACCGAGUCGUUUAAGAUAUCCGUACGUAAAAUAUCAUUAAUGAACGCAACGAUCCAACAGAAAACGUUUUAAUUUACUAAUGAUUUUAAUAAAUAUUAUUUCAUAAAGAUAUGAAGAAAGAACAGUUACGAAAAAGUUAAUAAUUAAAAAAUUUAAACAAAUUUAUCUUCUUAUGAAGAAAUUAAUUUUUGUUGUUGUUAUAAUUUGUUAAUUUGUUUAAUUUAUAAUAAAAGAAUAAACGGAACAAAUGUAAACGGAAAUGUUAACAAAGUAAUUCUGAUAAAGUAAUUUUAAUUGAUUCAGUCUACAACCAUGUACUUGUUUUUAAAAGAAAUGUAAAAAGCGAAUUAUCUAUAUAUCAUUAAAUAGUUUAAUUCGAUCGUGUGUGUACUUUUACUCUUCAGUUUUAUAAUCUCUCAAUGUUACACGUGUAUUUAAAAGUAUAGAUUCAUUGGAUGGAAGAUGUGUAUGGAAGUGUUUAGAUUUAAAAUUAUUAAUUUUAGUAAUAGUAACAUAUCCCUUAAGAUAAGGUACGUUCGAGCUUGUGCUUGUGAAAGGUAUAACGUGUAUCAUUACACCUUACAUUAUGCUAUACUAAUUAUAAACAAACGGAAAAUCUUACACUAAAAUCUGUGAAAAAAAAAUAUUAUAAAU